Messenger RNA from Xiphophorus couchianus (Monterrey platyfish), 2283 nucleotides. RefSeq lists its product as uncharacterized. The record is from RefSeq and is a predicted model, not a curated record. Gene Ontology annotation, biological process: regulation of cell shape. Lineage: Eukaryota; Metazoa; Chordata; Actinopteri; Cyprinodontiformes; Poeciliidae. Gene Ontology annotation, cellular component: membrane; cytoplasm. Bases 202 to 1554 code for a protein of 450 amino acids. The transcript is spliced from 7 exons.
UCUAAUAGAGUUUCCCAUUCAUCUUCUUGUGUGGUGAAACAGGAGAAGCAUCACAUUCAAGAGGACAUACUUUGCAAGAAACUUAAACUAGAGGAAGAGAAGCUUAAACUUCAGCAUCUAAAGAAGAGGGCGCUCAGACAGCAGUGGCUGCUGAAGGACUCAGCUUUCCAUGGUGAAAAUCAGCACAGUUUUCUGUCUGACAUGCAGCAGACCAGAGCUUUGCAGCUCAGCGUCCACAGAAUUGAAAUGGAGGUGGACUUUCUGGAGAGACAGGAAUCCAUCAUUUCUACCAAUGAGAGUCUCAUCCUGAACAGACUGAAGGCUGUAGAGAAAAGUCCCAAGGCAAUUAUCACGGAGGCCCAGCACAACUUUAAUGAGUCACUACAGGCAAACACAAAUAAUUUCCCAGAGCAUUCCAACCCAUCAGCCAAAACCCUCUCACAGCCUAACACACCAUCAAAGACUCACUUUAGCAUAGCUGUUUCCAAUGGAAAUGGUUCUUGUGAAGAAUUUAACCACCAUACUGGGCUCAAGUUUUACAAUGAGGACAACAAAUGUCUUCGCGCUGUCAGUCCUCAGCAGGAUUUCCAAGCCCAAAACUUUGUUACUGAGCUGUGUGCCAGUGAGGUGAAGCAGCUGCUGAGAAGUGCUACAAUAUAUAGUCAACCACAACACCACAGCUACCUGGAAGAUAUCAGUGGCUAUGAUGAGCCCAGUCUCUACAAUAAUCAAGAUACGAAGGAAUCCAAGGAAGGACACUACGGUAGCUACAUCCACAGAGGCAAAGAUAGCAUAGCAAAGAAAGACAUUAACCACAGGGAAAACUGGCAAAGAAGACCGCAUGAUGAGCAAUGCUCAAGGACACAUUGGGAUUUAGGUAAUCACUAUAGCAACCAUAAUAUUCACAACGAUUUGUUUCAAAUGAGAAAUUGUCACAGUAUUUUCCAGGAUGGACCUACUAGCCCCCACUCCACCGGCAGCUUCAGAAACAGGAUAAAUGGAAGCAGAUCCAAUCACUCCCUGUCACAUGAUCAGAGUCAAGUGACGGCAUGCUGGACGGAACAAUGUCAUGAAGCAACCAGAUUUAUUUCUGCUGUUGAUGAGGACAAACGUUCCUGCUGCUACACAUCAAACAGUAAAACGGAGACCAGCUCCAGUCAUUGCUCUGUUCUGCACAGUGACCACAUGCACUGCAGUAGGGUUCCCUCCCAUCUUUAUGCAAAUGACACUCCUUACACCAUUCUCCACACUGCAGACAGUUCAGAGCCUGUCACAGCAAUGUUCAUGGGUUUCCAUACAGCACAGGAUGACAGCAGGCAGGUUCAGGAGUUUGAGGGUUGCCUUAAGGCUGAAAUUGUUAAAGUUGAGGAAGACCCUGGUGAGGAUGACUGCUUGAAGGAAGUGAAAAAAUGUUACCAGGUUCCAGCAGGAAACAGAGCCAAAAGAAACCAGGGAAUACUGUACAGAGUCAGAGAGCAGUGGUCAGUGAGAGGGGCUGAGCCAGGUUUCAGAAACAUGAGAGAAAAACAGAUACCAUGCUGUAUGAUUUGCUGAACGUCUAAAUGUGUUGAACUCAUCCUAGAGUUCUACAUAUCCAGGUUACAUCCAGGUUUUCAUGUCCUCAGCACAUGCUUGUAUUCUCUCUAACGGAUUGGAUUCAUCAGGAUUUAUAGAUGGAUAUAGCUGAGCAUCAGCAUAACAGUGAAGAUUUAGACUGCUGUCUGAUGAUUUUUCCAGCUGGAAGUAAAGAUAUAAUAAAGACAAUUGGUCCAAGCACAGAGCCCUGUGCCUCCAUAGGCAAGUAACCCUGAAGUGUGAAGAUUUAUUGUUCACGAGCAAACCGGAAUCUGUCAGAUGUUUGAAUGCUUUCUGCACAUCGCACAUUUAAUGUGCGAUGUGCAGAAAGCAUCCAAAAGUCCAAAGCUCCAGAAGAAGAUAAGUUAACAAAACAAUGUCUAAAAAAAGGACUUAUCCUUCAUGGAGAAAGAAAAGAGGAAGAAUGGAAAAAAGCCAAGAUAGAAAUGUGUAUGAAUAUGUCUUUGUAAUGUAAUGUUUAUAAAAAAGAUUUGUGAAACUGCUAAUAGAAAAUUAGCUUUAUAGCGACCUUGAACGGUUCAGUUCAACAGCCAAACAUUUAUGCUAGUGUCUUUGUGUGGAGCUGAGUUUUAACUUGAAAUGAGUUGAUUCUCCUGCUUGGCUCUGUAUAUUUCUGAGGUUUUCUUUGGCUUCAAAGCGGUGUGUUUGAUAACCUUUGAUAACAAUAAUUAAAACUUCUCAAUGUUU